CUCUGACGUAGCCUCUGUGAGUUGAUUUUUGCCCCCAAGUGGCAGUGAUGAAAUUGAUAAAAAUAAAACGUUUCACGCACUGUCACGGCCUUGGGAGUUCGGAGUUCUUUGACAAGGUCCCGUUCAAGUGCAGCGCGAUUAUUGCCGGUGGUCAAUAAAAACACCCCCAUUCUUCGGCAGGCAAUUUGUAUCCACUUCCAAUAACCGGAGUGCGGACGACGACAAUUGAUUGUGCCGGGAAAAAUUGACAACGAUUUCAGUGACAUUUCGGUUUUGUGACUGACAGUAAAUCGACAAAGGGAAAAACCAAACAAAAUCGACGGCGAUGAAUGCCAGCACUUUCUGGGGAACCUUCGAUCAGUUGCUGGGUCGAGAGGCUCAACGGAAUGGCGGCCAGGAUACGCUCAAGGUCGGCACCUGGAUGUCGGCCUAUGCCGGAAUCCGGAUGAUGGGAGCAGCAGUUCGUGGUCUGGAUGGGGGCGGAAGUGGUGGAGCAAGUUUGGCGGGGAGCGACGGUUUCACCUCCCUGUCGGCCAUCGGAACGGCUGGCGGCAACGUCGGUGGAGGAGGGCUGAGCUUUCCGUCGAUUUUCCAACAAUCGGCUGGAAACCAGGAAGGCACCGGAGCAGGAGCAGGAGGGCAACCAGGAGGAGGUGGCAACAAAAACAGCCAACGGAAGGGCAAGAAUCGUAAAAAAAUACGGCUCAUGAAACCGAAGAUCAAACAGCUGUGCGAAACCGAUGUACUGCCGGCCGAAUACCUGGGACCGAAGAUUGAGUAUACUGUGAAUCUUCCCCGGGUGACGGCUACGUUGGAGAAGCUGAUGGGGACCAACGUGGUGCGCCUAACGGACCGGAAGUACAUGCAGGAGCUCCAGCGUCGCAUCCAGGAAGACUACAAUGUCACACUGGAGAAGCGGAUCGCCGAACGUGAGGCAAAAGAGAUGGAACGGGAACGCAACCUGAUUCUCACCUGUGCCGGCGACGCCAUCCCGGAAGGAUUCAACAGCUCCGUCUUUCAUACCAACAAGAAGAGUAACCAACAUAUCUGCAACAAACGUGAAAAGCUUAAAACGAUUCGCGAGAAGAAUGCCGAAAGGCUCAUCAAGCAAGGACUCCGCUGGGAGCGGGAACGUCUUCAGAUGGAGGAAUACAACCGGCAAAAGGAGAUUGAACGUCGUUCUCGGCGUGAGGCUUUGCUGGAGCAGGAGAAGCUCUACAUGAUUGAGGACAGCGAGCGGGCGUUGAAUUUGUUGAAGUUGAAGGGCACCAAAGGCCCAGGGCGGGAUCUGGAUCUGAGAGCUUUGCUGAUGCAACAACGUCACGAAUUGGGUCAGAAGAUUCAGAAGCGUGAUUUCGAUUUGACCGAAGACCGGCAGGUGGAUUCCGAUAGAGGAAAAGAUAAGAAAAGACGCAGUAGUAAACAUACUGUGCGGAAGCCUAAGAGUGCGGUAUCAUCGGAACCGGAAGGCACUUCACCGGAAGAGGGUUACAUCUCGAUGGCGGCCAUUCAGGUGGACUCGACGAGUGAGUUGGAGUCAUCGAUUGUGAUCAAAAUUGAUAGAGACGGUGGCGAAGAUUCGGAUUUGAUAGAUGAUUUGAGCACUCUGGAGGGUUCCGAGGUUCUCGAGGGUGGCGGCUCGGAAACGGAAGAUCCGGAUGAAGAAGAAGCUGCCAAGGCAGCUGAGGCCGAAGCCAUGAAGGAAGAGAUGAAUCGGGCGAUCGAGAAAAAGAAAUCCAAAGCCAAAAAUGAGGAUCCCAAAAUUACCAAAUUGAAACAGGCGGAUACGGUCAACGACAUCUACAACAUUGCUGACGAGAUUAUUGUUCUUGAAAAGAAGAAGGGCAGCAAGAAAGGACCUGCCGCCAACAAAAUGUUGUAAGAAAAUACUCAUGUUGUGAUUGAAUUUGGAAAUAAAUGUUAAAUUUUUGUUGAUUUUAAUGAUA
Messenger RNA from Uranotaenia lowii, 1946 nucleotides. RefSeq lists its product as uncharacterized. The record is from RefSeq and is a predicted model, not a curated record. Lineage: Eukaryota; Metazoa; Arthropoda; Insecta; Diptera; Culicidae. The transcript is spliced from 7 exons. The coding region runs from base 326 to 1882 and encodes 518 amino acids.